AUGGAUUCCGGAUCCAGUCGACCCGAUCAAUUGCCCGUCGACGACGAAGAAGAUGUCGAUGUAGUAGAUCCAGAUGCUUUUGAAGAUGUUCUCGACUUAUAUGGUCCUUCGGGAACCGUCCACUACCUUGUUCAUGGUGGGGAAAUUGUGAAACGGCCUAUCCCUGUUCCCCGUCCCGGCUACCCGAAUGAUGGUAGCUAUUCGGAAGACAAGGGCCACACAGCUCUGGCUAUUCUUCUGCCAGAAACGGUUUUGCUCGCUGUUAAUUAUCACAGUUCUGGUCCAGCUAUUGCCGACCACAUUGGUUCAGUUGGUCCGCGCAUGAUUGCCUCUUUCUCUGGAGGAGAGGAUGUGGAAUGCACCAAAUUGCUGCAUGAUUUGCAAAACAAGUGUUCUAAUGUGGCAGGAGAAAGGUCUGUUGAAGAAACUGUACAAAUUAUGACCAACAUGCUGGCUUCUCACCUUGAAGUGGGACUGAUCGCUGGGUGGGAUGGCGAAAAGGACUGUCCUUUCUCGUAUCGCAUUGAUGGUAUGGGUGGAGUGAUUAAAGGGGAAAUUACUGGCCACUGGAUCUCAAUUUAG
This is a messenger RNA of Oldenlandia corymbosa var. corymbosa, 582 nucleotides long. Lineage: Eukaryota; Viridiplantae; Streptophyta; Magnoliopsida; Gentianales; Rubiaceae. The record is from the annotation of a GenBank genome assembly.